Messenger RNA from Colletotrichum lupini, 678 nucleotides. RefSeq lists its product as uncharacterized. The coding region runs from base 1 to 678 and encodes 225 amino acids. The transcript has 3 exons. The record is from RefSeq and is a predicted model, not a curated record. Lineage: Eukaryota; Fungi; Ascomycota; Sordariomycetes; Glomerellales; Glomerellaceae.
AUGUUUAAUAUAAAAUACCAAGCUACUGGUGCCCUUGAGAAUACCCUCCGCAUCGCCACCGGCGGCGGCACCAGCCAGGCGGAGUACGACUCGCUCCCGGCCCCCAAGUGGGAUACCUACCAGAGCAAGAUCACAAAGUUCUAUAAUGGCGGCUGGUUCCUCGUCGACGACGACGAGCAGGCCGUCACUGUCGCCCUCCAGUCCAUCAGUAACAACAUCAAGCCCAAGGUCGCUAACGACGUCAUGAGCGCCGCCAAGCUCUACCUCGUCGCUGACAAGCGCGAUGACGUCAAGUCUCGCGAGACCUGCGGAUAUGCCACAGGUCGGCAGUGGAUGGCGCUGCGGGAUGGCGAGGAGUACUGCUUCUACAUCAUGCGCAACAACCCCAACCCGGGCCCUGACAACGACUGGGCCGAGGUUGAGUCCGAUAUCUACGACAAGAUGGCCUCGUACGGACUCGGCAACCGUGAACCGUACUACCGCGCCAUCAUUGACUGCGCGCUCAACGGUGGAGAUGACAAGGAUAAGGUUGACUUGAGCAACUUGGCUUGGGGCAAGGUCCCUACGUGCUACUUCAACCUGCCAGCGAUGUUCAUCGACAAGGAUACCAAGACUGGCUGCGGUAGCCCGUUUGAUAACGCGGAUUGCAACUACAUCGCUGCCACCCCGAUCUCUUAA